Amoebophrya sp. A120 is the source of this 1020-nucleotide messenger RNA. The record is from the annotation of a GenBank genome assembly. Lineage: Eukaryota; Dinophyceae; Syndiniales; Amoebophryaceae.
GGAUCGACGUCGUGGCGGAAAUAGCGUUGAAAACUUGCAAAGAUGAGUCGGUGCAGGAUUUGGGUGCGAUUGCUUUGCUUUCGAGGGCGGGAAGUUACUUGAUGAGCGGGCUUGUUCAAGAAGGCCAAGCUGGUGCGCAAGAACAACGACAUCAAAGUCUUCUAGGUGGAACUAGUGAAAGCGAAGAGAUGAACCACGAUAAGCAAAGUAAAUCUAAGUCCUACCAAGACCCCGGAGAAGAGGGUACCACCACCGCAGAAUUUGACUACUACAUCGUGCCCGCGACGGACGACGCGGUGGUGACCACGGAAGGUCUCGAAACCGCGGUGAAAGCUGGGUCGGAGGCUGGUGAUAUCAAAUGCAAAAAUGUCUGGGUCUGGAAGAUUCCGAGACUUGCCAUGCUAGUCUGGUAUGACUCUGAGAUCUGUAUUGCGUGGCCGCGAAGAGCUCCUCUUGCCUGUCAUGCAAAAAUGCAGUUUCUCAUGCGGCGUACGCAACUCAGAACCACGGAAAAACUUGGCAUGCUGUGCUGCGCAUUUCAGUGUGCUCACUAUACUCUUUCUUGCAUCACAAAUUUCCGGACCCAGACGUAUCUGCAUUUGAUAGGUGAGGGCUUGCAGCAACUCGGCGUGUUGUCCGGAGAACAGCUCGGGUCGGAAUUGGUGUUGAAACCGCCGUAUCCUGUGCAAAAGUAUCGUACUAGUAGUAAUCGCAGUCAUGCGUUACAAAUUCUCUUCUUUAGGUAAACCAGCAUUAGAAAUUUUAUUUCUCACGGUGAGAAAAUUUGUAAUGCGAUUUAUACUAGUACGACUACGAUGCUUUUGCACAGGAUACGCCUCGAGAUCCUGCGGAAGAGGAGGAAAAGGAUUGGACCAAUCAUCUUGGCAGAAAGUUGUCCUGCAAGAAAGCUCUGCGAGAGGCCCGGAAGAACACGCCGAUAAAAGACAUGAGCAAAGUUGUUACUGUGCCGCAAAAACCCCCGACGGGAGGAGGUGAGCUGCAAACAGCGCCGUUUUUGAC